UCAGCGGCGGCGUCAGAGCGCCCGGCCGGGCCCGGCAGCGCCCGACGCCACCCUUUUGGCCACAGCUUUGGCCGGCCGCUUCUGAGGGGGUGGGGAGGGGGAAGGAAGCGAGGUGGCGGCAGGCGGGCGCCGCCGCCGAAGAAGAAGGAGGAGGAGGAGGAGGCGGCGGCAACAACACCCCCAUUCCUGGAUGAGCGAAGGAAAAUGAACAUUAUGGACUUCAAUGUGAAGAAGCUGGCGGCCGACGCCGGCACCUUCCUCAGCCGCGCUGUGCAGUUUACAGAAGAGAAACUUGGUCAAGCAGAGAAAACUGAAUUGGAUGCACACUUAGAAAAUCUUCUGUCUAAAGCAGAAUGUACUAAACUAUGGACAGAAAAGGUUAUGAAACAGACAGAAGUUUUACUGCAACCUAAUCCAAAUGCUAGAAUGGAAGAGUUUGUCUAUGAGAAACUAGACCGCAAAGCACCAAGUCGUGUGAAUAACCCAGAAUUGCUGGGCCAGCACAUGAUUGAUGCUGGAAAUGAAUUUGGUCCAGGAACAGCAUAUGGAAAUGCUCUCAUUAAAUGUGGAGAAACACAGAAACGAAUUGGAGCAGCAGACAGAGAACUAAUUCAGACGGCUGCAAUAAACUUUCUCACCCCUCUAAGAAAUUUUAUAGAAGGAGAUUACAAAACAAUUACUAGAGAACGCAAACUAUUACAAAACAAACGACUAGAUUUGGAUGCUGCCAAAACUAGACUGAGAAAGGCAAAGGUAGCAGAAGCUCGAGCUGCACAACUAAACCUCUCACCACCUGAGGAAAAUAACAUUAUGGUAAAUGUCUCUUACAUGCUCAACUUGCUGCAUGUAAAAUGGCUGCAGGUUUGGGCAGAAGAAGUGACAAAAUCUGAACAGGAAGUCAGGAUAGCCCAGAGUGAGUUUGAUCGGCAAGCAGAAAUUACAAGACUUCUCUUGGAAGGUAUCAGCAGUACACAUGCACAUCACCUUCGCUGUUUAAAUGAUUUUGUAGAAGCUCAAAUGACCUAUUAUGCACAGUGUUACCAGUAUAUGUUGGAUCUUCAGAAACAACUUGGAAGCUUUCCAUCCACAUUCCUCGCCAACAACAACCAGUCGACUUCAACCUGUGUUCCCAGUAGUUCUAAUACAACUACAGCUGCAUCCUCUGUCUCUGUCACAGCCUCCCUGUCUUCACUAAGCAAUGUAGCAGUUCCUUCAGGCUUUGGUGAACUGAAGUCAUCAAGUGGUAGCAGGAAAGCCCGAGUUCUUUAUGACUAUGAUGCUGCAAACAGCACUGAAUUAUCCCUUCUUGCCGAUGAGGUAAUAACAGUGUACAGUAUCCCUGGUAUGGAUUCAGAUUGGUUGAUGGGUGAACGAGGAAAUCAGAAGGGCAAAGUGCCUAUUACUUACUUAGAACUGUUAAACUGAAUAGCUGGCAUUUAUAAAGACUGCCAGUGAUGGUGAGACCAUAUUUAUAUGCAAUUAACUUUAUAUAAAGCAGGUUUAAGUGUCUUCCAUGUUAAUGUCUUAAUGAAUGAGAGUAUCUGCCAUUCGGAGUGGGCUUUUUGGUCCAGUAUUGAAUGGUAGUGCUCUCUUCAGAUGUAAGUUUAAAUGCUUUUACUUUGUGUGCCAAGAUUGUUUCCUACAGAACUUUGUUUCUACUGGAAUUUUCACUAACAACAAACUUGUACUUUUGAGUAAUCUAAACCUGAAAACAGGAGAAAUUGUUUCUACAGAACUUUUCAUAAUGCAGGCUUCUUCACAAACAAUAAAUUGUUAAACCGUG
Messenger RNA from Anolis sagrei ordinatus, 1783 nucleotides. It is a transcript of the gene SH3GLB1, whose product is annotated as SH3 domain containing GRB2 like, endophilin B1. Gene Ontology annotation, cellular component: cytoplasm; membrane. Gene Ontology annotation, biological process: membrane organization. Lineage: Eukaryota; Metazoa; Chordata; Lepidosauria; Squamata; Anolidae. The record is from RefSeq and is a predicted model, not a curated record. Gene Ontology annotation, molecular function: protein binding.